Molecule: messenger RNA, 1550 nt
Organism: Aspergillus glaucus CBS 516.65
Lineage: Eukaryota; Fungi; Ascomycota; Eurotiomycetes; Eurotiales; Aspergillaceae
Product: MmgE/PrpD family protein
Exons: 2
Coding region: 126-1490 (454 amino acids)
Molecular function (GO): lyase activity
Source: RefSeq, a predicted model, not a curated record
AGGCUACUCUGUAAACUUAUUUCUAUUUAUCUUCACUGUUGAUCGAGAUACUAUACCCCACCAUCCCUUAACUCCGAGAUAUAUAUCUGCCCAUAAUCCCUCCAUAGUUACGCUCCACAACGACAAUGUCCACCAAAACUAUAGCAAAUUGGACUUCCUCCCUAACAUAUUCCUCCCUUUCUCCUUCCAUAGUCCAAUCUACCAUUCAAUCCUUCUACAACUGGACAGGCUGCACCGUCGGCGGCAGCUCCCACCCCGCAACCACCAUUGCCCGCAAUGCGCUAACCCCGUUCUUCGGCGCUCCGACAUCGACGCUUUUCGAUUCUCACAAACAUCAAAAAACAGAUGCACAGCAUGCAGCCCUGCUAAAUGGAAUCGCAUCGCAUGUGCACGACUACGAUGAUACGCAUCUAGAAACAAUCAUCCACCCAACAGGCCCUGUCGCAGCGGCGCUUUUGGGUAUUACGGAGACACUGCAGAGGCCGGUUUCGGGGAAGGAGUUUAUCACGGCUUUGGUUGCGGGUAUUGAAGUCGAAUGUAAAUGUGGACUGGCUGUGUGGCCGAGUCAUUAUGAUGUUGGAUGGCACAUAACAAGCACAACCGGCUCCAUUGGCGCCGCUGUAGCCGUUUCCAAACUUCUGGGUCUCUCUCCGGACCAAAUCGCCCAUGCGAUUGGCAUCGCAGCUACACAAGUAACAGGGCUUAGAGAGAUGUUCGGCUCACAUACCAAGUCCUUCCAUCCCGGCCGCGCAGCACAGAAUGGUCUCAUGGCUGCCAUCCUUGCAUCAGACGGGUAUACGAGUUCCCUGGAAGCACUUGAGGCAAAACGGGGUUGGGUGAAUGUCGUCAGCGACGACGACAAGCUCCAGAAUCUAGUGGCUAGUCUGGGGAAGGAAGGUGCUUGGGAGAUUGAGAAGAACAGCUUCAAGCCGUUUCCAUGUGGGAUUGUGAUUCAUCCGGUUAUUGAUGGAUGUGUUCAGUUGCAUGAGGUGCUCGGUGGCAGUGGGAAGAGGUAUGAGGAUAUUACAGAUGUUCAGCUCACUGUGCACCCGCUCGUCCUCGAGUUGACGGGGAAGACGAAGCCCCGGGAUGGACUGGAGGCCAAGUUUAGCGUUUACCACGGCGCUGCGAUUGGCUUACUCCUUGAUAAAGCAACACCUGCUCAGUAUGAAGAUGCUGUCGUGACAGAUACAGAAGUUAUCAGCCUCAGGGACAAGAUCCAUGCCACAGCAGAUGAGAAGUGUCGUCCGGAUGAGUGUCACAUUGUGGUUAAUUUUGCUUCUGCUGGUGGGACGUCCGCGUCUAUUGAGAAACAUGUGGACCAUGCCAUUGGGAGUGUGCAUUGUCCGAUGUCGGACAGUCAGCUUACAGAAAAGUUUAUGGAUCAGUGUGUGCCGGUUCUGGGCCUGGAAAGGACCCAGAAGGCCAGUGAGUGGUGUUGGAUUUUAGAUAGACAUGGGGAUGUCCGUGAGAUAAAGGAGUUCUUCUGAUUAUUCCUGAAUAGCUUCAGUUAUAUGAGACAAUUAACUGUCAAGACAGUUACAGAUCGU